Molecule: messenger RNA, 2146 nt
Organism: Scatophagus argus
Lineage: Eukaryota; Metazoa; Chordata; Actinopteri; Scatophagidae
Gene: ubl3b
Product: ubiquitin-like 3b
Exons: 6
Coding region: 242-595 (117 amino acids)
Molecular function (GO): protein binding
Source: RefSeq, a predicted model, not a curated record
ACAACCAGCUGACUUCCGGCAUCUUCUCGUCCAUUAGCCACUGAUACCCACAGUCAACGAUACCCCUCUACACUCGAUAUUUUCCUCAUGAAAAGGGCUGCCCACUGAUUUGUCAAUUCAACUGAAUGCAAAAUUCCAUCACAAUCAUCAGAUGCAGGGCUUUGGCCCCGACUCCACCAGUUGAAGCACGCCCGUCCUGUCCUCUCUGCUCCUCGUCCACGGCCUUCCUCCUCACUGAGCCAUGACCACCCAGAGGGAUCUUGAUAUGGUGCACCUCCGCCUUAUCCUGGUCAGUGGUAAAACGCAAGACUUCACUUUCUCCCCAAAUGACUCGGCCACAGACAUCGCCAAGCAUGUGUUUGAGAACUGGCCUGCAGGAUGGGAGGAGGAGAGGGUGAGCAGUCCCAGCAUACUGCGCCUCAUCUUCCAGGGACGCUUCCUUCAUGGCAACGUUACGCUCGGAGCUCUAAAGCUGCCGGCGGGCCGAAUCACCGUCAUGCACUUGGUUGCCAGAGAAACUCUUCCAGAGCCGAACUCUCAUGGUCAGAGGAACAGAGAAAAGACCACAGAAAGCAACUGCUGUCUCCUCUUGUAAAGCAACAGAAAUGACCCUCCACCCUAACCAUACACACCACACAUAUACACACACACAUACACCACAUACACCACAUACAAAUAUAAACAUGCACACACUCUGUUUUCUUCUGCCUGUCAGCUGUGGAUAUGGAAUAACUCACAGGAAGUCUGUUGGGGCCUGUCACCCACUUUGGUUGUCCAAUCUGAGGCUUUUUAUGUGCCAAUAUAGUCACUUUCUGCCCCCCAAACUUUUACAGUUUUGGUAGAAGUUGCUGUAGUUGUUUUUGAUUGUUUGUUUGUUUAUCUUAUGAUUAUGACAUUUAACAUUACCUACGGUCCCUGGCAGCAGAAAUAUUUGUUGCUGGAAGUUUGAAAGAGUCGUCAUAUGGAGUGAAAAUGACAGAAACUCUUUGCUCUGGACACAGAAUUGCUAUCAGUGAUGUGUGGACUUAUGACCCUUCCCUACUAGUCAGGUGGAUUUUUCCCCAGGUCUUACUGAAUGGUGUUAACCUUCUCAUUGCACUUAACCAGUCAGUUCAUUCAGAGGUGUUUAUUGUGUUUCAUCCUUAUCUUCUUUCCCCUAUUUGUGUUUUUUUUUCUUCUUCUUCUUUUUUUUUGUGGUCACAGGAACAGACCUUAAUUCAUCAUGUGGUAGAAAAUGUGCCAUCCUCCUCAUGAGACUGUUUCUGCCUCUUACUAACUGAACCGUUUGGUUUGUAUCAGCACCAGUGGCGUUUGUGCCAUCACCUUACACCCAUUUGUUCCUGGCAGAGAGCCAGUGGAGAAAAGACUUUUAUUGGGAGGAGCUGUGUAAACACCUGAGGGAUGUGCUGGUCUAUGUGAAACAGGAACAGACGCCCGGCGAGGAUACGGGGAAUUGCUUGCGUGCCGUCAGGUGUCAUGUUCGCACCUCUGGCUUUGACUUUACGGACUAGACUGUCAAUGCUACCCGGUAACGGGAGCCGAUGCAGCGGGCCAGUUAAACGCAGACAGAAGAAGCAGUUGAAGAUGAGAGGGAGGAGUGUCGCCGCUGUGAGACCCCUCCUCUACUGGACACUGAGAGCAGGGCGAGGGGGAGUGUUUCUUCCACUUGGAUGAAGUUAAAGGAAAGGAGUUAAAAGGAAGAUUUUGGUGAUGUUUCACCUCCUUUUCAUUUGGAUGCUGUCUUUAAUUCUUGUUUGCCUUUUAUCGUGGAAUUCAGUAAUAUCAUUAAUAUUGAAAUUUAAAAAAUAUCAAUUUUUAUCUUGUGUAUAGGUAUUUGUUCAGUUUUAGUGUGGGUGAGUUUGUGUGUGAGUGUGUCUGAGGGUGUACUGUAUGAGGACUAGUGAGGGCAUGUGGUCGUUUAAAAACAAAAGGUGGUGCACUGUAUGCGUUAAUGGGCUGUGGUUUCUUCAGAAACGGUCGGAAACCUUUUAAUUCCUUCCAUUGAGUGUCCUUUGGUUUGUGUUUUGUCAAUCAGUGUCACUGCUAUGAAGUUUAGCUCAGUAUGAAUACAUGUAAAAACUAAAAAUGCAAUGUGGUCUACAUAAAAGCUUGUAUUAUAAAUUAAUAAAUCUUUAAAUAAGGCAAA